GAGUACAAGUGCUUUAAAUAAAUCCAAUAACUCCGAUCUUAUAACCGAACUUAAUUUAACUUAAUUUAAAAUAUGACAUAUGAUCCAAUUUUAAACCAGCUCGAAUUCGUAAUCCACAUGAUAACAACUCUAGGCUCUAGAUAAGAGGUUAGGUUUAAAAUAAUAAAAUCUUAUGAUGCGUGCAGAAUGAGAACUUUCAUUAAAUGGUAAUCAAGUACUGCUACAUGUUUGAGUUAAAGGAAGCAAUAUUUGGCGACUAGAGGAAGAAGAAGCUGGAUUUUGCUUGUAAGUUGUAGUUGUAAGUGCCAUCAAACUUCAUCAAUCAAAAUCCAGAAGACAAGAAAUCAUACAAAAAAUGAGACGAUAACAAUGAUAAACAACAAUCAAUUAGCAGUAAGAGGGAUUUCCCUCUUACGAUCACACCUCAAACAACUACAAGCUUCACUCCUUCAAUCCCAUUACUGCAUAUCGCUCAAAAUCCAAUGCUCACCCUUCACUCACACCCCAUCUUUGUGUAGAAACUCCAUUGAGGAAGACUUGAAUCGGGGUCCGCCCAAACUUUUGGUGGUUCAACCACGUGUUCGACCAAAUGCCCAUUACAAAGCCAAGCUUAAGGAGGCUAUUAACUUGGCUAAUUCUCUGGAUGGACAAAGAGAUGGGUAUUUUUCUACUGAUUUGAGUCAUAAAGAUGCACCACCUCAUCUUGUUGUUCAAAAUCCACUUUCUAGCCCUGGAAAAAGCCGCUCGGAUACAUACUUUGGACCAGGGACAGUGGAAAACAUAAAGUGCCAUAUACACGCCAUCGAAUUGAAGGAUGGUGAAUUGGAUGCUGUAUUUGUCAAUGCUAUACUCUCCGCUAUUCAGCAGAGAAAUCUAGAAAGGGCUUGGGACAAACCUGUUUUAGAUCGUGUGGGGCUUAUUAUAGAGAUAUUCAAUGCUCAUGCUUAUACUAAGGAAGCAAAACUGCAGGCUGAGUUGGCAGCUAUAAUGUAUAAGAAGAGCAGGCUUGUUCGUGUACGGAGUUCUGAUGGGCGUUACACUUUUGGAACAAGAGGUGAAGCUGAAGUUGUGAGUGGUCGAGGACGAGGAAGUGGUGGACGAGGUUUUAUUAGUGGUGCUGGAGAAACUGAGCUGGAGCUUCAACGCCGAAGAAUCUCAGAAAGAAGGAAGCGCCUUCUGGCUGAAAUUGAAGAUGUCCGUAGAACACGUGCAGUACAACGUGCUGGUAGGAGAAAGCAGGGAAUUUUAGAUGCGCCAGGGCUUGCUACUGUUGCUGUUGUUGGGUACACUAAUGCUGGAAAGUCUACACUAGUUAGCACUCUCUCGAACAGUGAUCUGUAUCGAGAUGACAGAUUGUUUGCGACAGUCGACCCAAGAGUAAGAGGCGUGACACUGCCAUCAGGGAUGAAGGUUCUACUUAGCGAUACAGUGGGAUUUAUAUCAGAUUUGCCUGUUCAACUAGUUGAAGCCUUCCAUGCUACCUUGGAAGAAGUUGUUGAAGCAGAUUUACUUGUGCAUGUGCUAGAUUCAAGUGCACCAAACCUGGAGGAGCAACGGCAAGCUGUAUUAGACGUGCUGCAACAAAUUGGUGUUUCAGACAAAAAAAUUCAAGACAUGAUUGAGGUUUGGAACAAGAUUGAUCUUCAAGAAGACACAGACGCUGGAUUGGAAAAUUUCAAUGAUGAAAAUGAUUUCAAGUUAGAAGAGGAUGAAGAUGAAAUCGCGGGUGAACAAGUGCAAGAAGAUACAAUACAGAAACAAAAUGACCACUCGAUUAACUGGCUUAUACCAGAAGUUAGCAAGAAAGAAGAGGGUGAGCAGCUUUCUGCCUCUAUGGUUCCAAUGGAAUUGGAUAAUCAGAAAAGCAAACCAAUCUCAGAUUCUCAUCCCGAAAGUAAAAACAUUCCCGAUGUGAAAACAUCAGCAGUAACAGGGGUAGGAUUGCAGGAGCUGCUUCAGCUCAUUGAUGAGAAGCUGAUGCAGAACGACAAGGUACAGCAGUCGCAGAGAGUGAUGGAGAGAAGUGAAUUUGAUCGUAAAUGGCGGCCUACUAGUCCUGAGAAGAUGGGAAUUGCCAUGGAAUAGUGAAGCGCGUAGUUUUUACCUCAUUUUAGGACACGAUUAGCGUGCAUAGGAAUAAUGUUGUGUGAUGUUGAGCUGCUUUGUUGUAGUGAAAAAUUUGAAUCGAAUACGUCAAUGUAGUCUGCUAUGAAUUGUUCCGGCACACCUGCGACAUGGAGGAGAUCCUAGCCAUCUCUUCCUGGAGAUGGAUCAGCAAUUCUUGAACUCAGACGACUCCAAUCACCUACAAAUAAGAGAAGUUACAGGUUUUUGUUGCAAUAAAAUGCAAAAUUUACCACUUUUUUCUUCCUCAUUUGGGUUGUUUUCUUCUCUAUCUACGGCAAUAAAUCACCAUAUUUCCUAAAAACAAAGAAAAAA
Amaranthus tricolor (Joseph's coat) is the source of this 2439-nucleotide messenger RNA. RefSeq names its product GTP-binding protein At3g49725, chloroplastic. Bases 370 to 2085 code for a protein of 571 amino acids. Gene Ontology annotation, cellular component: cytoplasm. The transcript is spliced from 13 exons. Gene Ontology annotation, molecular function: ribosome binding; GTP binding. The record is from RefSeq and is a predicted model, not a curated record. NCBI's taxonomy places the organism in Eukaryota, Viridiplantae, Streptophyta, Magnoliopsida, Caryophyllales, Amaranthaceae.